Molecule: messenger RNA, 1727 nt
Organism: Oryza sativa Japonica Group (Japanese rice)
Lineage: Eukaryota; Viridiplantae; Streptophyta; Magnoliopsida; Poales; Poaceae
Biological process (GO): transcription initiation at RNA polymerase II promoter; transcription by RNA polymerase II
Cellular component (GO): transcription factor TFIIA complex
Source: RefSeq, a predicted model, not a curated record
GGGGACGGGCUACAAAUACCCCGGCCACGUGACGCCACCGGAUGCAAACCUAUUUAUAUUCUCUCCUUAAUUCCCCAUCUCUCUCGUCCGCCUCCCUCCUCCUCUUCCCCCCCUCUUCUUCCCCAACUCGCCGCCGUCCUGCCCGCCUCCACCCUUUCGCCUCCUCGUUCCCCGCACCCAAACCCUAAUCCUAGCCGCCGCUGCCGCUGCCGCUGCCGCCGCCAUGGCCAGCAGCAACGUCUCCACGGUCUAUAUCUCCGUCAUCGACGACGUCAUCUCCAAGGUCCGCGACGACUUCAUCUCGUACGGCGUCGGCGACGCUGUCCUCAACGAGCUCCAGGCGCUCUGGGAGAUGAAGAUGCUGCACUGCGGCGCAAUCUCCGGGACCAUCGACCGCUCCAAGGCGGCUCCCGCGCCGUCCGCAGGCACCCCCGGCGCUGGAACCACCCCGCCGGUACACGACCUAAACGUGCCCUACGAGGCCACCUCGGAGGAGUACGCCACCCCCACAGCGGACAUGCUGUUCCCCCCGACGCCGCUACAAACCCCGAUCCAGACCCCUCUUCCAGGAACAGAUGCAGGGAUGUACAACAUUCCCACUGGGCCUUCAGACUAUGCCCCUUCCCCGAUCAGUGACGUGAGGAAUGGCAUGGCCAUGAAUGGAGCUGAUCCAAAGACUGGUCGCCCGAGUCCCUACAUGCCUCCACCCUCUCCCUGGAUGACUCAGAGGCCGCUGGGCGUUGAUGUGAAUGUCGCUUAUGUGGAGAACCGUGAGGACCCAGAUAGGACCGGACAGCCUCCGCAACUAACUAAGGAUUUUCUAAUGAUGUCCUCUGGGAAACGCAAGAGGGAUGAAUAUCCUGGUCAGCUCCCUUCUGGUUCUUUUGUGCCACAACAAGAUGGAAGUGCAGAUCAGAUAGUUGAAUUUGUUGUCUCAAAGGACAACGCACAACAACUUUGGAGUUCCAUUGUGAACAAGCAAGGAACAGCAACAAAAGAAUCUUCCACAAAGGAAACAAUAAUUGCUCCAACGAUUCCUCAACGGGAUGGGAUGGAUGACUAUAAUGAUCCAUUUUACUUCCAAGGAGUUCCAACUGAGGAUUACAAUACCCCUGGAGAAUCGUCGGAAUACCGAGCUCCCACACCGGCUGUUGGAACACCAAAACCGAGAAAUGAUGUAGGCGAUGAUGAUGAGCCUCCGCUUAAUGAAGAUGACGAUGAUGAUGAUGAGUUAGAUGACCUUGAGCAAGGGGAGGAUGAGCCUAACACACAGCACCUUGUCCUCGCACAGUUUGACAAAGUGACAAGGACAAAGAACCGCUGGAAAUGCACUUUGAAGGAUGGAAUCAUGCAUUUAAAUGGCCGAGAUGUUCUAUUCAACAAGGCUACCGGCGAAUUUGAUUUUUGAAUUUUGUGACAAAGAGGAGCUAUUUUAGAAGCUGCUGUAUCGACAUAUCUUUGUCUUUGACAUAAGAGUGGGGAAUGACAAAAGCACUGGUGGGGGGUGGGUUUGUUCCUGUGGAGGCUUUGCUCUACCCAGUGGGUUUGUUACCGUAACUGUUAUCGCUGUAAAAAAAAAUGCUACAGUUGGGACUGUUGUAGACAUUUUCCUGAGAUGGUUAUCUUAAAGUUGGCGGAGGAUUACCUUGUCUGAUUUGUGUUAUCUGUUUCAAUUUCUGUAAGAUGGUUUAAAGAAGUAAAUUUUCUGUUACCGCAACAUAGCCAAA